Messenger RNA from Didymodactylos carnosus, 822 nucleotides. The record is from the annotation of a GenBank genome assembly. NCBI's taxonomy places the organism in Eukaryota, Metazoa, Rotifera, Eurotatoria, Philodinida, Philodinidae.
AUGGCGGUUCAAGGCGAAGGUAGUCUAAAUGGUCAAUACCAAGGGCAAGCUACCUGUUAUAAUAUUGGAGGCGCUUACACAGCCUGUGGCACAUUGCAAAAUGAUAAUCAGUUCCUUGUUUCUUUGAAUGCUCCUCAGUUUGAUUCCUAUACACCUAAUGGUAAUCCAAACAGAAAUUCAUUGUAUGGUAAAACAACCAAUAUGUUUGUCAUUCGACCUUUUUCAAGCAGUGUAUUUGAUCAAGGAGUAUUUAACUGCAUAUUUGGUGGCUAUCUGAGUUCAGCAAGAUUAUCAAGUCUUUGGAAUGCUUUAUUGGCUGCUGCUAAACAGUUGGGUUGGACACCAGCAAACACCGUAGAAUUUGUGGCAUUUCUUGCACAUGUUGCGCAUGAAACAAAUUAUUUACAAGUAUACAGAGAAAAUUGUCAACAAUAUAGCGCAUGUAAUAAUUAUCAAACAUCAUGGUGUUCUGUUCAAGCCACACCAGGCCAACAAUAUUAUGGCCGAGGAUGGUUACAGUUAUCAUAUCCAUGUAAUUAUAAUAAUGCUGGAACAGCAUUAGGGUUACCUCUAUUAAAUAAUCCUGAUCUUGUUGCUCAAUCGGAUGAAACAGCUAGUGCAACAGGUAUUUGGUAUUGGACAGCAAAUGGAGUUAAUGUACCAGCGUCCAAAGGGAAUUUUGGUGCAACGACAAAUAUAAUAAAUCCUUACGAAUGUACUGGACAUCCCGGUCAGGCUAUGCAGUCAUCGAGAGUACAAACAUAUCAAGCUGCGAUGAAUUGUGCUGGUUUAUCAACGCAAGGAGCUAAUUUAUACUGUUAA